UGCACUUAAACCUUGAUCAAGCCCAGAAAGAACUGGACGAGUCGAGGUUCAGAAGAGAAAAUGGGCCGAAGUAUCGUAAUUCAUAACAUAACGUCGUUGGCGAAAGUCCGGAUUUUUUUGUGUAUGUUUGUAUGAAUAGAAACGGUGCCAGUUUUGUUCCUCAGCCAGACCGGAGACAGAGAAAGAUGGGGGGUGCGUUCUGGGGGACAAGAGUGAUGGAAAUAGUGAAGAAGCACGAUUCGGGAGGUCUAGUCUGGAAGCGAAUCAAGCUCACUACCACUCGCAGAGCCAACGCUAAGAAGCGCCUCCUCCGCGUUUGGCAGAAUGAGGCUGUCCUGAGGGCUUGUUCUGAACCACCUCCUUCGAAAACCUCAGGUGCUGGUACUGAUGUAGCUAGUGAGAAAGACAGCGGGAGCAGUUAAGUAAAUGAAAUGAGUAAGAACACCUGGCAAGUCUGAAAGGAGUUAAUUUACCCAUUCUCAUAGUUCAAUGUUCCUUUUAAUUAAAAUUUAACUGGAUAUUGUACAAUUUAAUCGUUCUAUAAUAUAAGAUUAUGAUUUUAUUAUUUAUCUUGAGAAUGGAAGUGUUUGGCAGCUUGUUAUUCUUUAAACAAAGUGUUAAUCAUAGUCUUGUAUGAUCUUGGGCUUGUUAACUUUUUAACAAAUUUUGGGUCAUCAAUCAAAAUCUCCAAAACUCCCUUGUUAA
This is a messenger RNA of Juglans microcarpa x Juglans regia, 705 nucleotides long. RefSeq lists its product as uncharacterized. The record is from RefSeq and is a predicted model, not a curated record. The transcript is spliced from 2 exons. Lineage: Eukaryota; Viridiplantae; Streptophyta; Magnoliopsida; Fagales; Juglandaceae. The coding region runs from base 132 to 422 and encodes 96 amino acids.